Rhizophagus irregularis DAOM 181602=DAOM 197198 is the source of this 3081-nucleotide messenger RNA. The record is from RefSeq and is a predicted model, not a curated record. Lineage: Eukaryota; Fungi; Glomeromycota; Glomeromycetes; Glomerales; Glomeraceae.
AUGACAAUCGCUGAUGAAGACGUUAUAAUGUUGGAAGCGCGAUUAGAACCUGAACCGGGACAGAAUUCUGAUGAGUCUGUACAGAGUUCCUUAGCAAAAUCAAGUAAUCCUAUGAAAGGACUUCACCGCCUAAGAAAUGAACGAAAAGCUCAAAAGGAAGCUUUCGAAAAUGAUAAACGAGAAUUAAAUAAAUCAAAGAUCAAAGAUACUGCUAGAAGAUUCCAAUUUUUACUUGGGCAUUCAGAACUAUUUUCGCAUUUUAUUGAUCUGAAGAAAUCUAAAGACGAAGGAUUUAAAGAACUUGUUGAAGAAACCGAAAAGUUAAAUAAAUCAAAACAAAAUUCCGAUGGCUCUCGUCGGCAUAGAAAAACAGAAAAAGAAGAAGAUAAGGAAUUACUCGAAGAUGUAGAAGAUGAAUCAGAGGAUGUUCCAACUGUCUUUAAUGAAUCACCAAAUUAUAUAAAGAAUGGAACUAUGCGUGAUUACCAACUACAAGGGUUGAAUUGGAUGAUAUCGCUUUUUGAAAAUGGAAUUAACGGUAUCCUAGCCGAUGAAAUGGGUCUCGGCAAGACAUUGCAAACCAUCUCAUUUUUGGGAUAUUUAAAGCAUUAUCGAAAUAUACCCGGUCCUCAUUUAGUUGUUGCUCCCAAAUCAACAUUGAACAAUUGGCAGAAAGAAUUCAAUAUGUGGACACCGGAUUUUCAUAUACUUCUUCUUCAAGGAAAUAAAGAUGAGAGGGCUCAAUUAAUAAAUGAUCGAUUAUUACCUCAAGAUUUCCAAGUUUGCAUAACAUCAUACGAAUUAUGUUUGAUUGAAAAAGCGCAUCUAAAAAAGUUCGCAUUUCAGUAUAUAAUAAUUGAUGAGGCUCAUCGUAUAAAAAAUGAGAAUUCUAUGCUUUCGCAGAUUGUCAGGGUUUUUAAAUCAAGGAAUCGUUUAUUGAUUACCGGAACACCAUUACAAAAUAAUCUUCAUGAGUUGUGGGCUUUGUUAAACUUUCUUUUACCAGAUGUUUUCAGCUCGUCAGAAGAUUUUGAUUCUUGGUUUAGUUCUCAAGGCGGCAAUCAAGACAAUGUCAUUCAGCAACUUCAUAAAGUUUUAAGGCCGUUCCUUUUGCGAAGAAUAAAAUCCGAUGUUGAAAAAUCUCUUCUACCAAAAAAAGAGAUAAAUUUGUAUGUCGGUAUGUCAUCAAUGCAACGUAAAUGGUAUCAGCGAAUCUUGGAGAAAGAUAUUGCUGCUGUUAAUGGUAUUAUUAAUAAAAGUGAAAGCAAGACACGAUUGUUGAAUAUUGUAAUGCAAUUGAGAAAAUGUUGCAAUCAUCCAUAUCUUUUUGACGGUGCAGAGCCUGGUCCUCCUUACACAACUGAUGAACACUUAGUUGAUAAUGCCGGUAAAAUGAUUGUGCUAGAUAAACUUCUAAAACGGUUGAAGGCUCAAGGAUCUCGUGUUCUAUUAUUUAGUCAAAUGAGUCGUGUCCUUGAUAUAUUAGAAGAUUAUUGCAUUUUUCGUGGAUAUGAAUACUGUCGUAUUGACGGACAAACAAAACAAGAUGAGCGUGUCUCUGCAAUUGAUGAAUACAAUGCACCGGGUAGUAGCAAGUUUAUCUUCUUACUUACAACUCGAGCUGGUGGUCUUGGAAUCAAUCUAACUUCCGCCGACAUUGUGAUUCUUUAUGACAGUGAUUGGAAUCCGCAAGUUGAUCUUCAGGCACAGGAUCGUGCUCAUCGUAUUGGGCAAACAAAACAAGUCUACGUAUUCCGUUUUGUAACUGAAAACGCAAUUGAAGAAAAGGUUCUAGAACGAGCAGCACAAAAGUUGCGUUUAGAUCAACUUGUUAUUCAACAAGGACGAUUGGCUCAAACGCAAAAGGCUGCAACCAAGGAAGAACUCUUGACUAUGAUUCAGCAUGGUGCGGAAGGUAUAUUCACUUCAAAUGAUAGUACCGUCACGGAUGAUGACAUUGAUCAAAUUCUCCGCAAAAGCGAAGAAAAAACAGCCGAGCUCUCAACUAAAUAUCAAGGUCUUGGAUUGGAAGAUUUACAAAAUUUUACGUCAGAAUCGGCUUAUCAAUGGCAAGGCGAAGAUUGGAGUAAUAGAAAAAAUGAAUUAGGUCGUUUUAAUUGGAUAGAACCACCUAAACGAGAACGUAAAGUCAAUUAUGCCGUUGAUUCAUAUUAUAGAGAAGCACUUCGUGUUACGACUAAACCAACUCAAGCCAAACCUCCAAAAGCACCGAAACAAAUAACCAUCAAUGAGCAUCAAUUCUACCCUCCACGCUUGGUGGAAUUAUUAAAAAGAGACAUGUACUAUCAACAAAAAUUGGCGGGCUAUAAAGUUCCCUUACCAGAACCGCAAGGAGAUGAUGAUGAUGUUGAAUCACGUGAACAAGAACGUCAGGAAGAACAAGAAAGAAUUGAUAAUGCUGAACCUCUCACUGAAGACGAAGAGUCAGAAAGAGAUAGGUUAAUGAAUGAGAUUUUUGAAGAUUGGAGUAAACGCGACUUCAAUAAUUUUGUGAAUGCAUCUGCAAGAUGGGGAAGAGAUGCAAUUGAAGAAAUUGCCGAAGAAAUGGAAGGCAAAACUGUAAAAGAAGUCAGGGCAUAUGCAGAGGUGUUUUGGGAUCGAUAUCGCGAACUACCUAAUUAUGAAGAAAUAAUUAGUAAGGUAGAACGAGGUGAAGCCAAAUUACAACAAACAGCUGAUAUUCAAGAGUUAAUUAAGUCGAAAGUAAAGUAUUAUCGGCAACCAGGACAUCAGUUGCAAAUUUCAAAUCAAGGCAAAGGAAAAUCAUUAUAUACAGAAGAAGAAGAUAGAUAUUUGUUAAUUGCCUUAGCAAAGUAUGGAUAUGGGACUGAUGAUGUUUAUGAAAAGAUACGUAGUGAUAUUGAAAGUGUAGAUAUGUUCAAGUUUAAUUGGUUUAUAAAAUCAAGGACAACGAGUGAAAUUGCUAGAAGAUGUACUACACUUAUAAAUCUUAUACAAAAAGAAUCUGGAGAUGAAGAGGAACAAGACGAAAGGCCAAAACGAAAAGAAACUCCAUCAAGCAAUGGUACAUCUGUUUCUCACUCUAAACGUCGGCGUUAA